AUGAAGUUCCUCCUGGACAAAAUAAAACGGGCACUAUCCAGGAGGGGAAAUGUACAUGAUGGCCAAAUGAAGAAGGCGUCCGUGCGAAUAAAAAGGGAGAGCGCAGCUGUGGCCAGGAGGAUAAACCGAAUCCAUGGCUCAAGAAGCCCCCCACACAGAGUGGCCGAUCACACCGCAAGCACCUCAACGAACCGUUCUGAGUCCAACGAUCCCCCCGACGGACGCAGCAAUCACAUAAAUGUAUCCAUCCAGAACAUCCAGAGGAGCGAAACGAGACGCUACUACCUCACUCGCGCGAACAGAUUCGUCAAUGACGAUGGGCUAAAAGGCACCAUCCUGUCAGCAGUCCACUGUAGUGAGCAAAAGGUCCUCCUCUACCUCUUCGUCUUCUCCUUGUCCAACGUGGGCCCACACAUCAUAGAAACGAUAGGGAUAUAUGUUACUAAUCCAGCCACUGAAGAAACCGUGGUUAAGAAGACCGAGCUAAUCCUUGCCAAUGGAAACUCCACUGCGGACUACACCUCCGUUCGGGCCUUUUCCAACAUCAAGGUGGCAAUCAAAAUUGAAGAAAACAAGCAGGCUAGUGAUUAUGCGAGUGAAAACUCCUGCAUCCAAGAGUUACUCGUGGACAACAUGUUAUAUGCCUUUGAGUACAGACUGUGGAGAGACUAUGAAGGGUGUACUCAGCAUGCCAGUAAGGCUGCCCUGAGCGUCCCCCCAGCCCAGUAG
Plasmodium inui San Antonio 1 is the source of this 729-nucleotide messenger RNA. RefSeq lists its product as hypothetical. NCBI's taxonomy places the organism in Eukaryota, Apicomplexa, Aconoidasida, Haemosporida, Plasmodiidae. The record is from RefSeq and is a predicted model, not a curated record. The transcript has a single exon. The coding region runs from base 1 to 729 and encodes 242 amino acids.